AUGACUUCAUCCGACCAUCACCGUAGCCUCUCAAAUGCUGGCUCCCCGCAUCGACGUAGUUCGUCUAGAGAGCAUCACCGAAACUCAUCUCUAGGAGGAGAGCCAUCCCAAACUCACCAUAGCUCUUUACUUCCAAACAUUCUCCCAACUCCAGCGGUCAUCGAAAGCGUGGCUGGCGCAGCGCAUUUCACAGGAAGUCAUGUCGAACCUCUGAAGCACCGCCAUAGCAGCCAUGAACACCACGAAGCUCAUACAAUUCUCAAGGCUGAUCAUCGAAAGCUACUCGAUGAUUUACGGGAGCUCUAUGAAUGUCGCCCUGUACCGGCUAUCUUUACCCGCUCAUGGCACCCCGACGCUGUGUAUGAGACUCCCUUGGUCAAGUGUCGCGGUUUCCGACAGUAUGCAGCACAAUUCUAUGCUUUGGCAGUCCGCAGCACUGCGCAGACCGUCUUCCCUCACCCCAUGCAUGUCGAUGCUGGACCCGAAUCGCGCGCUACACGGAAGGGCAGGGAGCGUGAUGCAAUCCCAAAAGAGCUCCAGCCCACCAAUAUCGACCAGCAACUCAUAAUGGCUAAACGACGGGCAGCCAGAGUCGAUGCUACGCGUACAAGAGAGAGGCCUCCUCCGCAGUCUAGAAAGCAACCCAAUCCGCAGCUGGUUGUCUCUGCUCCAAACAUCGACUCAGAUACACCCGACGCUGACGACUUUUCUCGUCGUCUUCAAAUUUCCUCCUCUCCCACCCGCAAUCCAUCAAAGCAGGCAGCUCAACCUACUCGCCUCUAUAAUCCAGACAGAGAUCCGAUUCCAAUGCGACGGACAGCUGAGCCCGAAAACAUGUCGGAUGCAGCCAGUUCAUCUUAUGUUUCUCGUGGUGCAGUCAAGUCGAGUCCACCAAGAGAGACUGCUGGUAGACAACUAUUCGACCCUAGAAAGGAUGACCCUGUUCGUUUUGUCCUCCGUGGCAAGCCACCCCCGACGCCAAAAUCGUCCGCUGAAUACGUAUCUGCUUCGUCGACCUCUUCGUAUGCCGCCUCGAUGGCCUCCUCCAACUUUACUCUCUCGUCCACAACAGAUGGCUCCUCGGCGUCAUCCGCGCUUUUCGACCGAAAAAGUAAUCCCAACGGCGACGAUCGUGGCACCAACGUCUUUGCUGCGCAACUGAAGAAACUGUACCGUGCCAUCACCGAUCUUGAAACCAAGAUAAAGCAACAAGAUACGGAUGAAGUCGAAGACUCUGGCCGCGUCCUUCUGAAGACGAGGGACGGAGAGAGUGACCAAGUUGAGCGCGACAAGGAACGAGAGAAAUGGAAACGUCAAAUCGAGGACCAUAAAGAGCUUGCGGAGCUCAUACAUAAUCUUCUUGCUAUCUCCCUUGCUCCUAGCGUUCCGGCAUCUCUUCGCAAUAUUCCGACCAAAUAUAACAUCAUCAUUCGCCUGUGGUCUUUCGCUUUCCACAAACUCCUUGAAUCUCUCCGUCGAGCCUCCUUUACCUCUGCUCUCGCCUUGGAACACCUUCAAGAUUUCAUCUAUUAUGCCUAUACUUUCUACACUGGACUUUUGGAGGAACCUACCCUCAACUCAUUCAAGAGUGGCUGGCUGGAAGCCCUGGGGGACCUAGCGCGAUACAAAAUGGCCGUAGCUGCUAUGGUUGUAGGCGGAUCUGACGCCGGACAUCUCCUGACUACGGCCGCGGUUUCCGCAGCGGGGACUGACACAUUAGCCCCGCCUGACGCUACCCCAGCAAAAUCAAUUAGCGAUGCCCCCGCCGCCCGCAUCGACGAUUCUCCAUCACCAAGCAUUGGCGUCGCUGCAGCUCGCUUGCUUGAUGUCGAGCCAGAGAAAGAGCGAUGGAGAUGUAUCGCACGUGACUGGUAUGGCAUGGGAAUCGCUGAUCAACCUGGUCAUGGUAAAUUGCACCACCAUCUCGGACUUCUUAGUCGUGAGGUUGAUCGAGAGGAACUGCGCGGCGUUUACCACUUCGUCAAGAGGCAAGUUCAAUCUAUGACGACCCUCCACCCGUUCAUGACCUCCCGCGAGUCUGUACUCCCUAUGUGGUCGGCGAGUGCCCAAGCACGAAGAGCGCUUCCCGAAGCGCGGCAGGUUGACUUAUUCAUCCUGUUACACGGAAUGCUUUUCACAAACAUCCAACUCGAUGACUUCCCAGCAACAUUGGGCCGGUUUAUCGAGAGGUUAGAAAUUGAGGGAGCUGAUGAACGCGACUGGACGAUGAUGGCCGUGAUAAAUAUUUGUGCCAUUCUGGAGUACGGGAAGGUUACAGGUGUCCUCAAGAAAGCUGGAGGUCUCGGCACACGCGAACCAGCUUCGACUGCGUCAGCAAUGCGAGUGAUGUCCAAACGAAAUCAAGCCGACGACGACAAGAAUAAAAUGGAUGUUGACGAUGAGGGCUUGCAACAAGCGUCACCUGCCAUGUCUGAGGCCGAGGCCGAGUCUACUGAACCGCCGGCAGCAUUUCGAUUUGCUCAAGAUCUCACCUUUGCGAUGCUCACCCAUGUCCUGCGUCACCCGAUGCACAAGCCCUCUCCCUAUGCUCGCUCCAAUCUCAAUCCUUAUCUCACAGUCGUUCUCACUUUCCUCGCUACUAUCAUCAAACAUCAACAAACUCUACUCGCUAUCGAACGUGCCGUCCCUUGGGACGAGUUGGUGUCAUUUUUUUCCAACAUUCCCAGGCAUGUGAUGUCGUCACAGGGCCUGCUUGACGGCGGGUCCUCUCGAGAAGAACGAUGGGCUAUGAUCACGACUGGAUGCGCACCCCCAUUACCAGAGGACUGGUGUCUGCGUGGCAUGGAAUGGGUUGCUCGCAAAGUUUACCAACACGGCUUUUGGAAAUCGGGCGAGGAUAAGCGCGCUGAAAUGGAGGUUCUCGACGACGCGGAAACUAUCGAAAUCACUGAUGGUCGCAUUGAAGACGAUUCAGAUGGAGAAGAGGGUAGCAAAUCAGACUCCAAAAGUGCGGGGGAUGGCGAGCUUGCUCGUAGAUGGGUUCGUGUUGCACGAUGUGCCGUCGGAAUCGCAGAUGUUGUCGAAGGUUUCACCUGGGUGGUAGGGACCAGACAAUGGCGUAUUGAAGGGUCACUGGCAGCUAAAACAAUCUCGUGGAAAGAAGAAGAUCGCAGACAGAAAGAGGACGACGAAAAACGUAGAUUGGGUAGUCGUUGGACUGACGACUCGAUGGAUGUGGACCAAGACAAUCUCGAAUCACUUUCUGAAGGAAGCGACGAUGAUGCUGAUGAUUCAGAGCAAGUCAGAGCAUUGAAGGCGCGCCGUAACUACCUCCAAAGCCUUCUAUCUUCCGACCAGUACAAAGCCAAAUUAUCUCCCUCGAGUCGCUCUGGGCCCCGCUCUUCACAGGCCACUCAUGUUGCUUUACCGAUCGUCCCAGGUUACACAAUCCUCGUAAUCGACACCAACAUCCUUCUUGCGUCACUCUCAAUGUUUUCCUCGCUUGUGGAAAGCUUCCGGUGGACUAUAGUUGUUCCACUACCCGUCAUUAUGGAGCUCGACGGAUUGUCGUCCAACCCGUCGCAGCUUGGCGAGGCGGCACAAGCUGCCAUGUCAUAUCUUUCAACCCAUAUCCGCUCUCAUUCGACUUCUCUCAAAGUACAGACUUCAAAAGGGAAUUACUUGACGUCCUUGAAUGUCCGCGCGGAGCAGGUUGACUUUACGAAUGGAACAACCGAACGCAACAUGGACGAUCUCAUUCUCAAGGCGGCUAUUUGGCAAGACGAGCACUGGGUUGACCGUUCCACCAUUCUCAAAUCAAAUGCCGUCACCACAGAUAAGACCAUCAAAGUUGUCCUUCUCAGUCUCGAUCGCAACUUGCGACUGAAGGCUCGUUCACGGCAACUUGCUGCCGCAAGCGAGAGGGAUCUUGCCAUGAUCCUUGUCUCCGGCACUUAA
Messenger RNA from Mycena indigotica, 3918 nucleotides. Its product is annotated as PINc domain-containing protein. Gene Ontology annotation, molecular function: telomerase RNA binding; protein binding; telomeric repeat DNA binding. The record is from RefSeq and is a predicted model, not a curated record. Bases 1 to 3918 code for a protein of 1305 amino acids. The transcript is spliced from 9 exons. Lineage: Eukaryota; Fungi; Basidiomycota; Agaricomycetes; Agaricales; Mycenaceae. Gene Ontology annotation, cellular component: telomerase holoenzyme complex. Gene Ontology annotation, biological process: nuclear-transcribed mRNA catabolic process, nonsense-mediated decay.